GACUGACUGACUGAACGAUCACAGGCUCCGGUGCCGGCGGAGGAGGGAAACAACAUAAUGGACAGUCAAGGCAAGAAGGUCGUGGUGUGCGACAACGGCACCGGGUUUGUGAAAUGUGGAUAUGCCGGCUCAAACUUUCCAGAGCACAUCUUCCCGGCUUUGGUUGGGCGACCUGUGAUCCGAUCUACUGCCAAAGUGGGAAACAUUGAGAUUAAGGAUCUGAUGGUCGGUGAUGAAGCCAGCGAGUUACGUUCUAUGCUGGAAGUAAACUACCCUAUGGAGAAUGGGAUAGUGCGGAAUUGGGAUGAUAUGAAGCACCUUUGGGACUACACCUUUGGACCAGAAAAACUGAACAUAGACACCAGAGACUGUAAAAUCCUGCUCACAGAGCCCCCCAUGAAUCCAACGAAAAACCGGGAAAAGAUUGUAGAGGUAAUGUUUGAGACCUACCAGUUCUCCGGCGUUUAUGUUGCAAUACAGGCUGUUCUCACAUUAUAUGCACAAGGUCUGUUGACUGGUGUUGUGGUUGAUUCUGGAGAUGGUGUCACUCACAUCUGUCCUGUGUACGAAGGCUUUUCUUUGCCGCACCUCACCAGGAGACUAGAUAUAGCCGGCAGGGAUAUCACCCGAUACCUUAUAAAGUUGCUGUUGCUGCGAGGCUAUGCUUUUAAUCACUCUGCUGAUUUUGAGACUGUCCGUAUGAUCAAGGAGAAGCUUUGCUACGUGGGAUACAACAUCGAACAGGAGCAGAAACUUGCACUGGAGACAACAGUCCUUGUAGAGUCUUACACACUUCCAGAUGGCAGGGUUAUUAAAGUUGGGGGAGAGCGCUUUGAGGCACCAGAAGCUUUGUUCCAGCCUCACCUUAUCAACGUAGAAGGAGUCGGUGUUGCGGAGUUGUUGUUCAACACCAUCCAGGCAGCCGACAUUGAUACUCGGGCAGAGUUCUAUAAACACAUCGUGCUGUCGGGGGGCUCCACAAUGUAUCCAGGGUUGCCCUCCCGCUUAGAGCGAGAACUGAAACAGCUUUAUUUGGAGCGAGUCCUCAAAGGAGAUGUUGAAAAAUUAUCGAAAUUUAAGAUCCGUAUUGAAGAUCCUCCCCGUCGCAAGCACAUGGUGUUUUUGGGUGGAGCAGUAUUAGCCGACAUCAUGAAAGACAAAGACAACUUCUGGAUGACCCGCCAAGAGUACCAAGAGAAAGGCACGCGUGUGCUGGAGAAGCUUGGCGUGACUGUACGAUAAACACAACUGCCAUUGCCCGUCGCUUCUCUAAAGCUUUCCUUAUUUCCUUUAUUGCCAAUCUUUCAACUCAUUCACUUCCAUGACUUUCUUGGAAAGGCCUGUCUGUCCUUUUGACCUAAAGAUGGAAGUUUUUUGUGCUGGUUUCCUGAGGAGAGUUUUGUUUGUUUGUUAAUGUAACUCCGUUUGACUGUAACACGUCUUUACAAACACCAAGCUCCAGCCCCAGAGCCGACCCCCUCCUCAUUGGCCAUUAGUCACAGUGGUCUUUUCCCUCUAGUGUCCUGCUCUAAAGCUGCUUUAUCUUCUACUCACCACUGGGUGGCUUGUCUUUGUUUCCAUAAGGGAAUCCUUAAAGGGAUACUGUCAUGGGACAGUUUUUCCAAAACACAUCAGUUAAUAGUGCUGCUCCAGCAGACUUCUGCACUGAAAUCCAUUUCUCAAAAGAGCAAACUGAUUUUUUUAUAUUUAAUUUUGAAAUCUGACAUGGGGCUAGACAUAUUGUCAGUUUCCUAGCUGCCCCCAGUCAUGUGACUUGUGCUCUGAUAAACUUCAGUUGUACUGCAAAUUUGAGUGAUUUCACCCCUCCCUUUCCCAGCAGCCUAACAACAGAACGGGAAGGUAACCAGAUAGCAGCUCCCUAACACAAGAUAACAGCUGCCUGGUAGAUCUAAGAACAACACUCAAUAGUAAAAUCCAGGUCCCACUGAGACACAGUUACAUUGAGUAGGAGAAACAACAGCCUGCCAGAAAGCAGUUCCAUCCUAAAGUGCUGUGAAAGCACAUGACCAGGCAAAAUGAGCUGAGAUGCACCUACACACCAAUAUUACAACUAAAUACACUUGCUGCUUCAGGAAUGACAUUUUAUAUUGUACAGUGAAUUAUUUGCAGUGUAAACAGUCAUUUAGAGAUAAAAACUACACAAUAAAAAUCAUGACACAAUCCCUUUAAAAAGCAGCUUUAAUGCAAUAUCCAUGAGAUGCAUCCUCAUAAGUUUUUGCCCCCUUUCCCUCAUUAUUCUUGCAUUCUCAUACAAAAAAGAAAUUCAAGAUUUUUUUUUUUUUAAAAAAAACCUUUAUUGGUGUUUUUGUACAGCAAUUUACAAAUCCCGCUGCUGCUUUUCUGUCACUUGUUGUUAUUUCUGUUUUAAUUUUUUUCCCCCAAUUUUUAUUCGAUACACUUCCAGACAGUCGCAUCUGUUAGGGCGCAGCAUUAGUGUGAGAGGAGGUCCCUGUGUGAUUAUCAUUCAUAGGCAUUCGUUACAUAUAUUAACUCCGUUACUGCUGCUGAACUGUAACCCCCAACAACACAACUGACUGUGGGAUCUCUCAGGGUUUUGCUGGGACGUAGCUGAUCAGUAGUGAGAGUCUGAUGGAUGAACAUCCCUGAAUUCAAUGGUUUCUUUGCCAUGAGCCUCCUCCAGCCCUGCAAACGUGGAACACGGGAUUUAUUUCAUUCCCUUCCGCCCGUCCCCUUUCUUUUUUUUUCCCGAUUAACGAAGCACUUGAUCAGGUGACCCAUUCCACUAGGAAUAAGCUCCCAAUUACCGGAACGUGUUUGUGAUGAGUCUAGAGAAUUCCUAUGUAUGAAUUUCUUUUGUUUUAUUCUUUUCCUUUGUGCGCUGGUUCCUAUAGAAGAGCCGGGAAUAGAUUGAGCUGUAAGGCCGUGCCAAGAGGAAUGUUCCCAAGACAAAUAAAUGGCGUCUAAUGGUU
Xenopus laevis (African clawed frog) is the source of this 2951-nucleotide messenger RNA. It is a transcript of the gene actr2.S, whose product is annotated as ARP2 actin-related protein 2 homolog S homeolog. Lineage: Eukaryota; Metazoa; Chordata; Amphibia; Anura; Pipidae. The record is from RefSeq and is marked provisional.